AUGGCUUCAGAAGAAAGUCCUUUGCUGGCGCUCGCAGCCCAUGAAGCUAUUUAUAACAGAUUCGCGCCACAUCAAAAGAUGUCGAUUCUGUUCCAUGUGUCCUUUGCGGGUUUGUUGGCUAUGUUUGUCCAAGUGACGUUCGUGCCUUCGAUCCCUCGGAUAGCUAAAGAUCUCGACUUAACGGAUGCUGUCGUCAGGCUCGAAGAUUCUUAUGCGUGGAGUGACUCCUUCCGUCCAGCGCGAGCCCUGGUUCUUGGACUACACGACAGUCAUCGCCUGCCUGACUUCCCAUACACUCGGGCAUCUAGCUCUUUCUCUGCUGCCGUACAACUGUAUCCCCGAUCAUCACAACUUAAUACCGCAGAGGUGCGGCAUCGGCGUUUUCGUGAUAUCUCACUUUGGUGUCAUUUUGGUUGUGAUGCCUUUCAGAGCGUUCACCAUGUGUUUGCUCUCUACCCGGCCUUCUUGGCUAUCCGUCAUGCGUAUAGCGAGCAGCUGUGUGACGAGUCCUCCUCGCUCCUUGAGGGUAAGACUACCGAUCGUGUUCGGGAGGUCUUGGAACUGGCGGCUCGGCACUUAUUUUCUGACGACGCGGGGCUUUGGCCACAAUAUCGAAUGCGUUCUUACGCGAGUGUGGUACCCCCACUUGCACGUAUUGUGCGCGACAUGAGUGAGACAGAAGUGGGUGUAUUACCCCUACAGUCACAUGGUAUGGGCAACUUUGCAUCUAGCAAUGCGGGUGUCUUAUCCCCGCAGCUGGACAGUGCGAUGAUAGAACCUGGGCUAUUGUCACGAUUAGCACAGGCAUGGCACGCGCAUAGUACCCGGUUUGCAGGACAUUUGGGGGACUACAAACGACGUAUGAGGUCUCUCAAUGCCGCUCCUUCUCACAAAGUGACAUACAAGUCCUUGGACACUUAUGCUUAUCUGUUGCCGGCGAGUUUGCUGUCUUUACUUUGA
Molecule: messenger RNA, 960 nt
Organism: Suillus fuscotomentosus
Lineage: Eukaryota; Fungi; Basidiomycota; Agaricomycetes; Boletales; Suillaceae
Exons: 3
Coding region: 1-960 (319 amino acids)
Source: RefSeq, a predicted model, not a curated record